Messenger RNA from Saccharomyces eubayanus, 1284 nucleotides. RefSeq names its product S-adenosylmethionine-dependent methyltransferase (gene RKM5). The coding region runs from base 1 to 1284 and encodes 427 amino acids. NCBI's taxonomy places the organism in Eukaryota, Fungi, Ascomycota, Saccharomycetes, Saccharomycetales, Saccharomycetaceae. The transcript has a single exon. The record is from RefSeq and is a predicted model, not a curated record.
AUGCACCCAGCUGCAUGUGCCAUUGUACAUCUACACCUCCAAAUUAGGGUGUGGAUUGGCGUCGUCCUCUUUAAUGUGGGUGCAUUUUGCGACGUCGCGACAAAUAAAGAGAAUGGGCGAUGGGCUGUGGGAGCAAUGAGAGAGAAAGAGAGAGUUGACGGCAGCGAAAACGUAAGUCGGCCAGGCAGGAUGGCGUUUAAGUUAUGGUCUUUGGAUGAGGAGACGCUAUACGAGCACGUGUUCGAGCGGUACAUGCAGCUGGAGGCCCAGUGCCGGGAGCUGCCCCAGGAUUUGGGCAUUCAGGACAAAAGCAGCGGUGUAUUGGAGCUGGCGAUCGAGCCUUUGGGGGUUGAAGCCAGCAAGAAGAAGAAGCGAGUGAGGAGGAGGAACAAGGCCGAUGCUGCCAAGGACGAUUGGGGCGUCGCUGUAGACAGUUAUCACGUUCGGGUGGAACAGUCCAUAUCUAGCUUGCAUUCAUCCCGAGACAACGACAACUCCACCACAGGGUACGUUGUGUGGUCCACGACACCUUUUUUCAUCAACUGGCUUCUGUAUAGUGCUAGCGCUGCACCCUUUCGUCUUGGUACCCAGGUGGAAGUCGUCCACGGGUCUUCUUGCGAGGGGCACAUGCUUGACUUGCCCAAGCUGAUCAAUCUUUCCGGCACAGACCGCAGUAAGAGAGGCAUCCUGGAGCUUGGAGCAGGGAUAUCGGGAAUUUUGCCCGUGGUUCUUGGUAACUUUGUCGACGUCUACGUCUCGACGGACCAGAAGGGUAUUCUUAACAAGCUGAAACAUAACACCAUGGAAAACCUGUCGCAGUUGACCAGAAGGCAGUGCGUGUCCCGGACGCUACGUUUGGAACUGCCGCCCACCACACCAUCUGAAACCGCCACAUUAGAGCUGCCAUCCAAACCCACGUUGGGUCUGGAAGUGACGGCUCUAGACUGGGAGAAGAUCAACUUGCGGGACGAAACGACACACUCACUGCAUCCGGAGCUGUCACUCUUGGGCCAGACAAGCUCCUCUGUGUACGUUCUCGCCAUGGACGUGAUAUACAACGAGUACCUCAUAGACCCCUUCCUCAAGACGCUGRAACAGCUGAAGUACUGCUUCCAGUCCACCUACAACCUGAAGUUCCACGCCGUCGUGGGGCUCCACCUACGUUCGCAAGACGUAACCACCCUGUUUUUAGAAAGAGCAGUCAUAGAGCACGACCUCGCCGUCUACGAUAUCGUUGACCAGGCCAUACAAGAGUCCCGCUUCAAUUUUUAUCUCAUCACUUAG